Molecule: messenger RNA, 2824 nt
Organism: Aspergillus pseudonomiae
Lineage: Eukaryota; Fungi; Ascomycota; Eurotiomycetes; Eurotiales; Aspergillaceae
Product: putative AP-1 adaptor complex subunit beta
Exons: 6
Coding region: 83-2326 (747 amino acids)
Biological process (GO): vesicle-mediated transport; intracellular protein transport
Cellular component (GO): membrane coat
Molecular function (GO): clathrin binding
Source: RefSeq, a predicted model, not a curated record
UUCCCCGCAGUGGUCCGCAAGGACACUCUUGCAUACUUAAUUCCCACACCGUUCGUCGCUGUGGAGCUUGAUUUCAAUCACGAUGGCUAUGAGCAGGAUACGCGGCGCCUUUGCGGUGCCUAGAAAAGGAGAAACAUUCGAAUUGCGAGCUGGACUUGUAUCUCAAUAUGCCUACGAACGAAAGGAGGCUAUCCAAAAAACCAUCAUGGCCAUGACCUUAGGAAAGGAUGUAUCCGCCCUUUUCCCCGAUGUCCUGAAGAAUAUUGCGACGAGCGAUCUCGAGCAGAAGAAACUAGUAUACCUGUAUCUGAUGAAUUACGCCAAAUCUCACCCGGACCUCUGUAUUCUCGCCGUGAACACCUUCGUUCAAGACUCCGAAGACCCUAAUCCUCUGAUCAGAGCGCUCGCUAUCCGAACGAUGGGAUGUAUUCGAGUGGACAAGAUGGUCGACUACAUGGAGGAGCCCCUCCGCAAGACUCUCCGGGAUGAAUCGCCCUAUGUCCGCAAGACAGCUGCAAUUUGUGUAGCCAAGCUUUUCGAUCUCAACCCCGGAAUGUGUAUGGAGAACGGUUUCCUCGAGAUGCUUCAGGAGAUGAUUGGAGACCCCAAUCCCAUGGUGGUUGCGAACUCGGUGACAGCGCUAUCAGAGAUUCACCACGCCGCGCCUGAAACCAAUGCGCUCCAGGUCACAGCCAAUACGCUACGAAAGCUAUUGAUGGCGUUGAACGAGUGCACAGAGUGGGGUCGAGUUACGAUUCUCACAACGCUGGCAGAGUAUCGGACUACUGAGGUCACCGAAUCAGAGCAUAUCUGUGAACGCGUGGCCCCUCAAUUCCAGCAUGCCAAUCCCAGUGUGGUGUUGGCCGCCGUCAAGGUCGUCUUUUUGCACAUGAGGAAUAUCAAAGAUGAACUCUCCAAGAACUAUCUGAAAAAGAUGGCUCCCCCCUUGGUGACCCUUGUCUCGUCCGCCCCCGAAGUGCAAUAUGUAGCCCUGAGAAAUAUCGACCUCUUACUGCAAAAACAGCCGGAUAUUCUCAACAAAGAGCUCCGUGUGUUCUUCUGCAAGUACAACGACCCGCCCUACGUUAAAUUCCAGAAGCUUGAGAUCAUGGUUCGCAUUGCCAACGACCGCAAUGUCGACCAGCUUCUGGCAGAACUUAAGGAAUACGCCCUGGAAGUGGACAUGGACUUUGUGCGGCGCGCCGUCAAGGCGAUCGGUCAGGUUGCCAUCAAGAUUGAGAACGCCAGCGAGAAGUGCGUUAACACAUUGUUGGACUUGAUCAACACGAAGGUCAACUACGUGGUGCAGGAGGCCAUUGUGGUGAUCAAGGACAUUUUCCGGAAGUAUCCUGGUUAUGAAGGUAUUAUUCCGACUCUCUGCAAGUGCAUUGAUGAGCUCGAUGAGCCUAACGCCAGAGCUGCGCUCAUCUGGAUCGUGGGAGAGUAUGCGGAGAAGAUCAACAAUGCUGGAGAUAUUCUAGCCGGAUUCGUGGAAGGGUUCAAUGAAGAAUUCUCGCAAACGCAGCUACAGAUUCUCACCGCUGUUGUCAAACUUUUCGUAAAACGGCCCGAAAAGGCCCAAGGACUGGUGCAGAAGGUCCUGCAGGCCGCAACGGCGGAGAACGACAACCCUGACGUUCGUGACCGAGCCUAUGUGUACUGGCGCUUGCUCUCCAACACAAGCGACCCUGCUGCCACCAAGAACAUUAUGCUCUCUGAAAAGCCCCCAAUCGUGACUACCAUCCACUCUCUCCCACCAGCACUUCUCGAACAACUCCUCACCGAGCUUUCUACCCUCGCCUCUGUCUACCACAAGCCACCAGAGCAAUUCGUCGGCCAAGGCAGAUUUGGUGCUGACGCCGUUCAAAGGGCCGCCAUCGAGGAACAAAUCCAAAAUGCACGGGAGAACCCAUUGGCUGCGGCUGCAGCCGCAGCGGCAGUUACUGGCAAGGCUCCGCCACCCCAGAGUCAAAGCAACGUUGAAAAUCUUCUGGAUAUCGAUUUCGACGGGGGUGCACCAGCAUCCGCUCAGAAGGAGCCAAGUGGCGGUAUGUCCGGUCUUGAAGGCCUUGCCGGCACACCUGUCCGGGUAGAGUCUCCCGCGGUCGGUGCUCCGGCGAGCAGCAACAAUCUGGACGAUCUACUGGGCGUGUUUGGUGACGGCGGGGGCGCUGCAGCCUCGGCCCCAGCCCCCAAUGGUAAUGGUGCUAGUGCAGAUCUCAUGAAUGGUUUCGCCGGGCUGGAUCUAUCAUCGAACACGACAUCACCACCACCGGGAGGAAACCAGCCCAAGAAGACCAACGAGGACAUUUUGUCACUGUUCUAAAUACCGCGUCGAGAUGGGUGGGAUCCAAUAUGUAUAGCCGAAGACAGGUCCGCGUGGAGGUGCUUCAAAAGAUGACUUAAUCCUUGCAUUCGGUAUAGAUUUCCACGGUCUUCAUUAUUUGAUUUCGCCAGCCAUGUUCGCUGUGACCCUUUCAUCCUUCUUAUUCUUCUUCACUUGUGAUUACUUGUAUAUCCUGAGCAUCCUUUUCUUCAAUCUUCCAUGUCUAUUUCCCAUCAAUGCUAGGGACGAAAUCUAGACACAUUAUCCCUUCACGUAACUUGAGCAUUUAACGUAUAACCCAUACGGCACGAGACGGUAAAGGCAGGCAGAUCCCGAGUCGGCCGACGGAGUCCAGUUCGACUCGGCCCACCAUAUCCUCGGAAACUUUUUCGAAUGCCGAAAAUACAAGCAAUCCCGGAAUUAGUCAACAUUUAGUGCCGUUGGUCUCCAAUUUUCUCUUCUUUUAAGUUCUUUUUCUUCCGUUUCUUCCCUCGUAGU